Sinocyclocheilus grahami is the source of this 1627-nucleotide messenger RNA. Its product is annotated as CMP-N-acetylneuraminate-beta-galactosamide-alpha-2,3-sialyltransferase 1-like. NCBI's taxonomy places the organism in Eukaryota, Metazoa, Chordata, Actinopteri, Cypriniformes, Cyprinidae. Bases 162 to 1202 code for a protein of 346 amino acids. Gene Ontology annotation, molecular function: beta-galactoside (CMP) alpha-2,3-sialyltransferase activity. The record is from RefSeq and is a predicted model, not a curated record. Gene Ontology annotation, biological process: sialylation. Gene Ontology annotation, cellular component: membrane. The transcript is spliced from 7 exons.
CUAGAAAUGUAUCAGUUGUCAAGCCAUGCAAAUGCUCACAAUGAUCUGGAAUCAGGUAAGCACAUAAUAUCAGCACACAUUCACAACACAAAGGGCAGAAGACUUCUGUAGAACAGAUGGAAAAAGAGUAAUUGUGAAAUGAUUGCUCAAAGAUCUGCUGGAUGUCAGCUGCCAAACAACAGAUGAGUUGUAGGAGUCUAAACCCUCGUCAGCCAGUUGAAAUUAUGGUUCCUUUCACUAAACAGAGGUCUUUGCACAUAACAGCGCUCUUCACAUUUGGCAUCAUCUUUCUUUUUAUGCUGUUCCAAAACGCGGUGAUCUAUACUUUCCUCAAAACAUCAGUUGCUUCCACCCGCAGAGGUCUGUGCGCUUGUGAUAAAUGUGUCGCGGAUCUGAACGAUACUGAUUGGUUCUUCAUGCGGUUCAACCCCACUGUUCCAUUUCUGCUGAACAGAAGAAACGGCGUGUUACGGUCAGACGUCUACAGCUGGUGGACGGGUCUACAAGUUGAGACCAAUAAGGUUACCUACACAGAUGUGGUGGACACAUUGUUUUCUGUCUUUCCUGAUGAAGAGCACUACUCAGACGCCGGUCCAGAUCGCUGCAGAACCUGUGCUGUGGUGGGAAACUCUGGGAACCUCCUGAGAUCCAAUUAUGGGCCUAUCAUAGAUCUUCAUGACUUUGUCAUAAGGAUAAACAAGGGUCCAACAGAAGGUUAUGAGAAGGAUGUGGGGUCUAAAACCACUCACCGGAUUCUCUACCCUGAGAGCGCCGUGGAUUUAGACAACUCAACCCACCUGGUUCUUCUGCCCUUUAAGAUCAAAGACAUGCGCUGGCUCAUCAGUGCCUUCACCACUAAACACAUCACACGCACUUACAUUAGAGUGAGACAUACAGUAAACGCUAACAGAGACAAGGUGAUGAUCAUCCAUCCUGAAUUCAUUAAAUAUGUCUACGAGAGCUGGCUGCAGAAACAUGGCAGAUACCCAUCCACUGGAUUCAUUACACUGAUAUUCGCUCUGCACAUCUGUGAUCAGGUCGAUGUUUUCGGGUUUGGAGCUAAAAGUGACGGGAACUGGCAUCAUUAUUUUGACACAAGCUUGAUUCACUUUAGCAGAGGCAGUCACGGCGGAGACUUUGAAAAUAAGACCAUGAAUGAGCUUCUAUUGUUAAACAAGAUUUCUAUACAUAAAGGGUGGUAAUGAUAACCUUUUUCUCAUUGUGUCCCUGGCACGGGCUUUUAAUGAAACCUUUUGAUAAGCCUGCAUUUUCAAAACAGAAUUAUUUAUGUAUUUAUUCACCUGUAUUUAACCAAGAAAAAUAAGACCUUAUAUUUAUAAUAGCAUAUUGCUCUUGUUAAUGGGGAAUGUGGAACAAUUAGAAAUAAUUAAGAUUAAAUUCAACCGAUUAUACUGAGGGAAAGAAAUAAAAAUACAUAAGAUUGAAUAAUGAAUGGUAUGCAAACAAUGCUUUGACAAACAAAACGGUUUUAAAUGUAUACUUUUUAAUAGUAUUGUGUACCGUUAAAUAUUAAAGUAGAUUUCACAUGAAACAUCAACUGCAAUCUUAUGAAAUUUCACAAAUUAUCACAUGACUAAAUAUUCUCACAUGACACUUAAAUUAUAUU